UGACCUGACACCACUCUUACUUGCGAUUCGUGAAAGGAGAGGGCAAAUCGUGCAGUUUUUAGUGAAGAAAGGCGUGAAUAUGCAUGCGGUUGAUAAGAAGAAAAGAACAGCCCUCAUGCUUGCUGUCAAGUAUGAAUCAGCAAAUGUCGUCAGACUUCUCCUUCAGCAAGGUGCUGACAUCUUUUCUAAAGAUGUUUUUGGAUGGACUGCAGAAGAAUAUGCUGUUAUUAGUGGGUUUAAGAUUGGUUGAGAGUUCUGAAGAGGACUCUUCAAGGAGGUUUCCCAACAAACCUGGCGUUGAUUUAGGGCCUACAUCAAACGACGAAGUCUUAGAUUUUAAAACCAAGGUUUCUGAUGGUUGGGAAGAAGCACAAGACCUGUUGCGCAAAAACCACACGCUGAGACUGGAGAUAGAUGCACUGAAACGUCAGCACCGGGAAAAGGAAGAGAACUAUUCUGAGGACAUGGAAAUUCUCAAAGGAAAGAAUGAUGAUCUUCAAAAGGCAAUAAAACUGAGUGAGGAAACGUUAACAAAGACUGUAUCCCACUAUACACGCCAGCUUAAUGCUCUGACAGCUGAGAAUAGAAUGCUAACCUUUAAGCUGGAGAAUGAAAAAGAAAGCAAACAAAGACUGGAAACGGAAGUGAAAUCCUACCGUUCUAGACUGGCUGCUGCCUCACGCGAUCAUGAUCAAGGUCAGACAUCACAAAGAGAUCUGGAACUUGCCUUCCAGAGAGCAAGAGACAAGUGGUUAUGCUUGCAGGGCAAAAUGAAGUCCGAUAUGGCUAAUCUAAACGAUGUGGCUGAGACAUUUUCCCAGAAACCAUCUGUAGUGGAAAGUAAACUCAAUAAGCUGAAAAUCAAGCUGCAGCACAUGAAAGAUGAUCUUAGAGAAAAGACUUUGAUGUUAGAACGUGUCCAGAGAGACCUAAGCCAGUGUCAAAAGCAGGAAAUUGAACACAUGUAUCAGAACGAACACGCCAAAGUGAAUACAUACCUUGAAAAGCAGAAAUCCUUAGAGGAGAGAUUAUCUCAGCUCCAGAGUGAAAACGUGUUGCUCCAACAGCAGCUGGACGAUGCACGAAAUGGAGCUGGCAGUAGAGAGAAGACGGUCAUGAGUGUCCAAGACCAGCUGUAGCAGAUCGCGAGAGAACUGCAGGCCGAAUAUGAGCAGUGAGGUCUGAUGGAGGAAAGAAACAAGCAGUUAAUCAAGGAGUGUAUUCGUUUAAAAGAGAGAAUGUGUCAGUACAAAAAAAAGAAAGCAGAAAGAGACAUGCAGUGGAAGUUAGACCAGGAGCAUAGCUAGAGAACUAAGAGAAGUUGAUGCCCAGUUUGCAUCUGAAGCCUUUAGAGUGUCUUCUUGAGGAUCUACAGAUGGGUCAAAUGUGUGUGAUGACCUACUUUUGUAAACAGAAAAACAAGAUAUACAGAGUUGAAAGGAAAAAUACAUGAUUUAGAAAGAUAAAUAGGAAAAUUUUCUCUACUGGACUGUUUCCAUGACAUUUCAUUGUUUCCCAUUAAACAUGAUGAGAAAAUCUUUAUUAAAGGAAAAUAUUUUU
Molecule: messenger RNA, 1560 nt
Organism: Capra hircus (goat)
Lineage: Eukaryota; Metazoa; Chordata; Mammalia; Artiodactyla; Bovidae
Product: ankyrin repeat domain-containing protein 26
Source: RefSeq, a predicted model, not a curated record